CAAUACAGCAACAGUACACCAAAUCUUCUCGCAAGUCCAAGAUCAAAGCACCACCAGCGGCUUCAGUUCAUCACCAGAGUGGGUCCCUCCAGAGUCCAGCACAGCAACAGCACGCCAAAGCUCCUCGCAAGUCCAAGACCAAGGUACUACAAACUCCCAGCUCGUCAGCAGGAAGCAGCCCAAGGUACACACUACCUAUUCCUGCAUCCCGUCAUCCGGGGAACAAAGAGACAUCAUCAUCUGCUUCAACCACUUCAAACGACUCGGACAUAACUGCACCACCUAGAGGACUCUUCUCUGAUCAGAAAUUCCUCCUUUUCAGACUGGUGAGGACAUUGAAAACUACCUAAUGCGCUUUGAACGCAUCGCCAAAACAUAUAAAUGGCCAAAAAAAAAAAGAGUGGGCAUGUCGUCUGGUCCCACUACUUUCGGGUAAAACUCUAGAAGCCUACACAGCCAUGGAUGAAGACCGAGCCCACUGCUAUAAAGACUUGAGAGCAGCACUGUUGGCUAAGUUCGACAUUUCGCCUGAGACUUAUCGGCAGCAGUUCCGCUCAACAACUGUGCCACAUGAUGAGAACCUGACCGAAACCUAUCAUCGCCUGAAGUCUCUCUAUUGACGUUGGAUCCAGCCGGAACGUCACACCAAGGACCAUAUCGGGGAGGCCAUCAUCUUGGAGCAGCUCCUGCGGGUGUUGCCACCUGAUGUAAGAACCUGGGUGAAGGAGCACGAGCCGGCAGAGGGGAUCACCGCAGCAAGGUUGGCUGUCCAGUACCUCAACGCCAGGAGAGGAGCAGCUUCACACCCAACAGGUGCAGCGCAUCGACCAGCCCAGCUGUUUCAGCAAAGAGGUUCGAGGAGGGAGAACGCUCCAGACCCUCCAGGUACCGUCAACACUGCAGCAGGCCAGCGAUCAUCUGGUAAGGACAUUGUUUGCUUCUAUUGUCAGCAAGCGGGACACAAAGCUUCAGUAUGCCCCAUUCGAAAAUCAGAGGUCACAGGUGCAUGUUAUCCACCUAGACCUGAGAAUGAGCACACUGAGAAUACAGAUUUUGCAGUUCAGAAACAUGUGGACGUGACUGUUAAUGGACAACCAAUCACAGCCAU
Oryzias melastigma (Indian medaka) is the source of this 1108-nucleotide messenger RNA. Its product is annotated as zinc finger protein 24-like. Gene Ontology annotation, molecular function: nucleic acid binding; zinc ion binding. The record is from RefSeq and is a predicted model, not a curated record. NCBI's taxonomy places the organism in Eukaryota, Metazoa, Chordata, Actinopteri, Beloniformes, Adrianichthyidae. The annotation marks the transcript as partial. The transcript has a single exon.